AUGGCUGUACUUCCUUCCCCGGACGCUGGCCCUAGCAAAGUCCGGGCUUAUUUGCUUGAUCUCCUAAUUCAAGAACACGAGGCACCCCCCGAACUCGCCCAAACCUCUGCCGAUAAGUGGGUGCUAGGCCGCGGGAGCCACCUGCGGCAGGGAUCCCAGAUGCAAUUCAGAGAGCUCUUCGGGGACUUAGUGGGUCCGUAUCUGCACCAAGACGUGAAGAGAGAUGUGGAGGCCGAACGGUGGUCGUCCUCCGCUUGGAAACGCAGCUACUGGACCACGGUCACCGCCAGCGUUGUUACCGUAUUCUUCUUGAUUAAGGCGUAUUUCUCUCGAUCGCAGGCGCAGACAAUGGAUAACCUGAGGUAUGCGAUGGUGGUGUUUGGGCCGGCCAUGCUCUUCUGUUCAUAUGGAUCGCCGAACGAUGAGAUUGGGAUACUAGCGGGUACAGCAGGGUUUUUCCUGUCGGUUGGGGCGAUUAUGUUGUUCUUUGCCAGGCAGGAAUUUAGUACCAGUGAGUACGUAUAG
Molecule: messenger RNA, 525 nt
Organism: Penicillium riverlandense
Lineage: Eukaryota; Fungi; Ascomycota; Eurotiomycetes; Eurotiales; Aspergillaceae
Exons: 1
Coding region: 1-525 (174 amino acids)
Source: RefSeq, a predicted model, not a curated record